Fusarium verticillioides 7600 is the source of this 1933-nucleotide messenger RNA. RefSeq names its product chloride channel, other eukaryote. Bases 98 to 1933 code for a protein of 611 amino acids. Gene Ontology annotation, molecular function: voltage-gated chloride channel activity. Gene Ontology annotation, cellular component: early endosome; Golgi apparatus; membrane. The record is from RefSeq and is a predicted model, not a curated record. Gene Ontology annotation, biological process: transmembrane transport; chloride transport. The transcript has 4 exons. Lineage: Eukaryota; Fungi; Ascomycota; Sordariomycetes; Hypocreales; Nectriaceae.
CCUUGCUUUAAACUCGUAUCGCCCUUGGAGCUUGCCUGUCACUGUCGCUCCACUCCCUGCUCCUUCAACCUCAUUUCCACCAUACUUUCAUUCCAUCAUGGCGGGACAAGAUGCAGAAGGCUCCGAGCCGCCCUCACCACGCACUACGCGAAGACGGAAUCCUUUACAGCGGAAUGCUUCAACAGGAGAACUGGACGAGCGAACCCCCUUGCUCACAGCUUCAAGGUCGCGCAUUCGUAUUAGCGAGCAAAGCUCGACUCGUCAGCAAAAAGGAUCCUUAUCGCGGGACCACAGCUACAUAGGUGCCUAUCAUGGCUCUCGAAAUCAUAGCCGGCAUCCCUCGUGGAGCUCAAGACUGGUUAAUGCCCUGUCCGACCGCCAUGAGUCCUCUAUGGCCGAAUCGAAAGGCACAAUUUUCCCCGAUGAACGCAUGUGGUACGAUCAAUUCACCAGUACCGACUGGGUGCAUGACGCAAUCGCCGAUUCCUACAGGGUCAAGGAGCUUCGAAGUCGUAAGGACUUCUGGGGCAGGGUUCGCAUUAUCUUUGAUGGCGCCCAGGGCUGGAUUCUGAGUGCUCUCUGUGGCUUUCUCGUUGCAUUGAUGGCAUACACAGUUGAUGUUGCCGAAUCUACUGUCUUUGAUUUCAAGGAGGGCUACUGCAGCAAAGCUUGGUACCUCAGCAGAAAGAGGUGCUGCGCCGAGGAAGUCUGUGAGGACUGGGUCAGGUGGGCACAUGUUGUGAACAGUCUAGACAGUCCUUCCGGAGACAUCUGGAGAAGCUUCGCGAUUUACAUGGCCUUUGUUCUCACACUUGCUCUUAUUGCCUGUUGGAUGGCACUGUGGACAAAAACAGUUGUCCCAUCUGCGUAUCAACUGACGACCCUAGAUGAGAACCUGGCUGUCGAUGAACCCACACAGACAUAUGACGACUUGAACACAAGUGAAUCUUCGACACCUCAACCGCAACCCGAUCCAAAGCCAGAGAAUCCCCCCAUGGUCUACUAUUCUGCUGCUGGCAGUGGCGUUGCCGAGGUUCGCGUCAUUCUCAGUGGCUUCGUUUUGCACGGUUUCCUGGGUGCCAGGACCUUGAUGAUCAAAUUGGUAGCACUGAUUCUAAGUGUUGCUUCCGGUAUGAGUCUCGGAAAGGAGGGCCCCUACGUUCACAUGGCUGCCUGCGUGGGCAAUAUCUUGUGUCGAUUAUUCUCCAAGUACGAUCGAAACGACGGAAAGCGGAGAGAGGUUAUUUCAGCAGCCGCAGCCGCAGGAGUCGCCGUGGCAUUUGGUGCGCCGCUAGGCGGAGUACUGUUCGGCCUUGAAGAAGUUUCGUACUUCUUCCCUGCAAAAACGCUGUUCCGAACCUUCUUCUGCUGUAUCGUCGCCGCGUUGUCCCUCAAAUUCCUUAACCCCUACGGUACACACAAGAUUGUUCUGUUUGAAGUGAGAUAUCUGGUCGACUGGGAGUAUUUCGAGCUUGGGAGCUUCAUAUUUGUGGGCAUCAUUGGCGGUGCACUGGGCGCGCUCUUUAUCAAAGCCUCUAAAUACUGGGCCCAAUCGUUCAGAAGGAUCCAGUUGAUCAAAAAGCACCCUCUGCUGGAGGUACUGCUUGUAGCAAUGGUAACAGGAUUGAUGAGCUAUUGGAAUGCUCUGACAAAGCUCCCUGUUGCUGAGUUGCUUCUCAAUGUCGCAUCGCCGUGCGAGGGUUCCAGCAUUGACUGGGAAGAACGAACAUUGUGUCCUGGGGCUAUUGAUGAGAUCCCCCCUAUUCUCUUUGAACUGUUUGUGGCUCUCUUGAUCAAGGGCUUCCUUACCGUUAUCACUUUCGGCAUUAAAGUUCCUGCUGGAAUCUAUGUACCAUCUAUGGUUGUUGGAGGCUUGAUGGGCCGGAUAGUCGGCCAUAUGGUGCAAUGGGCCGUGCUACGUGUCCACGAUUGA